Messenger RNA from Phodopus roborovskii (desert hamster), 6504 nucleotides. It is a transcript of the gene Xiap, whose product is annotated as X-linked inhibitor of apoptosis. Gene Ontology annotation, molecular function: cysteine-type endopeptidase inhibitor activity involved in apoptotic process. Gene Ontology annotation, cellular component: cytoplasm; nucleus; spindle microtubule. Lineage: Eukaryota; Metazoa; Chordata; Mammalia; Rodentia; Cricetidae. Gene Ontology annotation, biological process: negative regulation of apoptotic process; regulation of cell cycle. The transcript has 7 exons. The record is from RefSeq and is a predicted model, not a curated record. Bases 146 to 1636 code for a protein of 496 amino acids.
GCUUGGACGGCGCUCCUUGUCCAAGCUUCCCGGGAUUGCCCCCUGGAAGCCGUGGGUAGGGUGGCUGGCUCCAAGCCUUCCGGUCAGCCUCCUUAAACUUCGUGACACCUAAGAAAAGGUGGACAAGUCCUAUUUUCAAGAGAAGAUGACUUUUAACAGUUUUGAAGGAUCUAGAACUUGUGUACCUGCAGACACCAAUAAGGAUGAAGAAUUUAUAGAAGAGUUUAAUAGAUUAAAAACGUUUGCUAAUUUUCCAAGUAGUAGUCCUGUUUCAGCAUCAACAUUGGCACGAGCAGGGUUUCUUUAUACUGGUGAAGGAGAUACUGUGCAAUGCUUUAGUUGUCAUGCGGCAAUAGAUAGAUGGCAAUAUGGAGACUCAGCUGUUGGAAGACACAGGCAAAUAUCCCCAAAUUGCAGAUUUAUCAAUGGCUUUUACUUUGAAAACAGUGCCACACAGUCUACAAAUCCUGGUAUCCAAAAUGGCCAGUACAAAGCUGAAAAUUAUGUGGGAAACAGAAAUCAUUUUGCCCUUGACAGGCCAUCUGAGACUCAUGCAGAUUAUCUUUUGAGAACUGGACAGGUUGUAGAUAUUUCAGAUACCAUAUACCCGAGGAACCCUGCCAUGUGUAGUGAAGAAGCCAGGUUGAAGUCCUUUCAGAACUGGCCAGACUAUGCCCACUUAACCCCCAGAGAGUUAGCCAGUGCUGGACUCUACUACACAGGGGUUGAUGAUCAAGUGCAGUGCUUUUGUUGUGGUGGAAAACUGAAAAAUUGGGAACCCUGUGAUCGUGCCUGGUCAGAACACAGGAGACACUUUCCCAAUUGCUUCUUUGUUUUGGGCCGGAAUGUUAAUGUUCGAAGUGAAUCUGGUGUGAGUUCUGAUAUGAAUUUUCCAAAUUCGGCAAAUUCUCCAAGAAAUCCAGCCAUGGCAGAGUAUGAAGCACGGAUCAUUACUUUUGGAACAUGGAUAUACUCAGUUAACAAGGAGCAGCUUGCAAGAGCUGGAUUUUAUGCUUUAGGUGAAGGUGAUAAAGUGAAGUGCUUUCACUGUGGAGGAGGACUCACAGAUUGGAAGCCAAGUGAAGACCCUUGGGAACAGCAUGCUAAGUGGUACCCAGGGUGUAAAUAUCUAUUGGAUGAGAAGGGGCAAGAAUAUAUAAAUAAUAUUCAUUUAACCCAUUCACUUGGGGAAUCUUUGGUAAGAACUGCUGAAAAAACAGCUUCACUAACUAAAAGAAUUGAUGAUACCAUCUUCCAGAAUCCUAUGGUACAGGAAGCUAUACGAAUGGGAUUCAGUUUCAGGGACAUUAAGAAAACAAUGGAAGAAAAGAUCCAAACAUCUGGGAGCAGCUAUCUGUCCCUUGAGGUUCUGAUUGCAGAUCUAGUGAGUGCUCAGAAAGAUAAUACACAGGAUGAGUCAAAUCAGACUUCACUACAGAAAGACAUUAGUACUGAAGAGCAACUGAGGCGCCUACAAGAGGAGAAACUUUGCAAAAUCUGCAUGGAUAGAAAUAUUGCUGUAGUUUUUGUUCCUUGUGGACAUCUGGUCACUUGUAAACAAUGUGCUGAAGCAGUUGACAAAUGUCCCAUGUGCUAUACAAUCAUCACUUUCAAGCAAAAAAUUUUUAUGUCUUAAUUCAGAGCCACAGUAGGCAUGUUAUGUUCUUCUUACUUUAAUUGAAUGUGUGAUGUGAGCAAACUUUAAGUAAUCAGCAUUGCAUUCCGUUAGCAUCUGCUCCCAAGUGGAAACAAAUGUUAACAGCACUGUUACAAUCUAAACUUUGAAUUUCUGGAACUUUCAGGUUAUUAGCUAUAUCAUUUAUCCAAUACUUUACUCAAUUAACGCCUUAGACAAAGAAGCACUUAAUAGUACAACUUUUCACCUUGUGUAUAUAUAGUACACUGACUUCUAUGUGUAAGUGAAUUAAUCACUAGCAUUUUCCAUUCCUUUUGGAUAACCUUAACAAAUGGAGUGUUGAGUAUAAGCAGAGAGAUUGGAGUUAAUUUACCCAAUCACUUAUUCUGUUUAUUGUGACCAGGGAAUGAACUGUUCCACACUGGUGGGAGGGUAAACAUCGGUUUGUAGAUAUAUGUCUCUGUGUUUUAGGAUUCUGUCCAUUUUCUUUCAAAAUUAUAAAUGUACUUGUAUGAAUGAUUUUUAAGUGAUUUUGCCAUCUCCCAAAAGAUAUUUAAUGGUAAACUGCUUAUCUAACCAACAUAUACCAACAUGGAAAGACAACAAAGAUAUAGUAAAUGUAAAAUACAAAUGGCAAGACACUGUAUAGUUUAAGCCAAACAAGGUGUGAAUUUUAUAUCUAUAUAGGACAAAAAAAGAUUUGGAAAGAUAUGCAUCAUACUCCUAAAUAUGUUUUUUUUUCUUGAGGGGGGUGGGGGUAUGGGUCUUAGAGGGGCUUAUGGGAGCCCUUCUUUUUUUUCAUUUUGUUCUGUUUGAAGUUUAUAUGAGUAUGUAUUACUUUUGUAUAAUCAGAAUUUUUAGAAAUAUUUUACUGAUUUAAAGGCUUAGGCAUGUUCAUACGUCUGCAAAACUACUUAUCGCUCAGUUUUAGUUUUUCUGAUCCAAGAAGGCAGGCCAGUUAACUUUUCUGGUGCCAAUGUGAAAUUUAAAUGUUUUUGUUUUACCUGCUUUAUGGAUGGAAAAUCUUUCUGAGUGGUAGUUUUCUGACAGAUAGACCAUGUCUUCUUAUCUUAUUUCAAAAUAAAUAUUUCUGAUUUUGUAAAAUGAAAUAUAAAAUAUUGUCUCAGAUCUUCCAAUUAAUUAGUAAGGAUUCAUCCUUAAUCCUUGCUAGUUUAAGCCUGCCUAAGUCACUUUACUAAAAGAUCUUUGUUAACCCAGUAUUUUAAACAUCUGUCUGCUUAUGUAGGUAAAAGUAGAAGCAUGUUUGUAUGCUGCUUGUAGUUUUAGUGACAGCUUUCCAUGUUGAGAUUCUCAUGUCAUUUUGUGUCCUAAAAGUUUCAUGUGAGUUUUUUACUGUUAGAAAGAUUAAUAUGUAUAUAGUACAGAAUGGUAAGUCUCUGUUUUAUGUUUAUUUGUUUUUUGACUAGUAAUCGUAGUAAAUACAAAUAUUUUCUCAAGAUCCUUAAGCCCUCUUGGAAAUUGUAUCAUACUGACAAAGAAUAGUUGUUUAAGUAUUUUUAACAACUUGUCAUUAUGAAUAAAAUCCAGCUAAAUGCUUCAUAGAACACAGAAUUUACCUUAAACGAUUAAGGUGAUAGACCUCUUACAGAGACUGGUCUGUUUUACUACAGAGCACUGUUUGGGAGUGAAACUGUUACAAUUUGGGUUUUUGUUGUAUUUUCUAAGAGAGAGUAUUGUUAGGUUCUCCUAACUUCUGUUGACUACUAUGGUAAGUGAUGUCAUUUUAAUUGCAAAUUUAAAUAGAAAUUGACUGAAUUAAGUAAAUGACUGCCCUUUUUUUCCUCUUUGCUUAUUCAUAAAAAUCCUUAGUUCUUUGCAUUGUCCCCUACUUGGGUUCAGUUAUAUAGUCAUUAAGUUGAAUUUGAUCUGAAUUGACUAAGGUUUAAAUUUAAAUUUACAUUUAAAGCAUUCCACAAGGGGAUAAAAGUGUUAAUUUAGAAAAAUGUUUUCUAAGACACUUCAGGUACAAGUCACGUAGAUAGUUUGUUUAAUCUAGCUGUUAGCCAAGAAUUCAAGAGCUGAAUUGUUUUUAAAUAAGGCUUUUCUUGUUCUGGGAGCCUCAGUUCAUUAAAACUCUCCUUUUAAAACUUGUGUGCUGAGAGUUAAGCAAGACCUUUUUUUUUUUUCUUCAUGAGUUGCGAAAUUGAAUUCAUGAAGCUGAUGUGGCUAACAAGUUUAUUUUAAGAAUUGUUUAGAAAAUGCUGUUGCUUCGGGUUCGUAAAAUCACACACAGCACUCCAACUCUAAUCAAAUUGUUGGAGACUUACCAGAGUUGGUCCGAGCUCAUGCUGAAAAAAAAAAAAUUAAAAGUAUAAAAAACAAACACACAAAACAUUGGAUCCUUUCCAACAUAGCUGUGCAAAAAAUUGGUCACUUGGAAGGUCAAAAUAUAACCAGAUCCAAAUCACCCACCCUCAAGAGUUCUCAGUAUCUGUGUGUUGAUGUUCUUUUCUGUAUAAAGUUCACUCUAAGAUUUUGAAGUAACCAUCUAUUUUACUACAUAUUAGUCAUGUGAAAUUUGAAGUUGUUUUGUAAUAGUUAAUUUUGUUUGUAAUUUACUGUGCUAAUCAAAAUGUUUGCUAGUGUCUAGCAUUUAUUAAAUAAAUACAGUUUAUUUGAUUAAUGGCUUAGUAUUCCCUUUCCUGCUAGAUUUUUGCCUCUUCCUUUGGUUAGGGGUAGAGGUGAGGUUAGUGUAGUAAGUGAAUAUAGUGUGAUUUAUCUAUGUUGUUAUGACAUUUUUUUGUUUUGUUAUUUAAAAUGUGUAUUUUUUUUUCUGUUUUAAUUUUAGUAGGUAAAAUUUAUAUGUUGAGCUCUCUGAGUGGAAACUACCACCCCAGCAUUAUCUGCAUUUAUUGUUCCCAUUAGUUCUAAAUCUUGUUUUACAUGUGACUGCCUAGGUACUGAAUAAGAGGAGAGAUGAAAUAGAUUGUAGGUUGUUGCUAUUAGAAAAAUAAGAAAAUGGAAAAAUACUUGACAGCAUUUUAGUCACAUCGUCUCUUUUUAAAAAUUAGCCAUCAGUAAAGAAAUGAGCUGACCAUAUAAGCUUCACAAGAUGAGGUCAGAUCUCCAGAACCCACAUAAAAGCUGGGUACAUUAGCCCAAGCAUCUGUUAUCCCAGAAUGCCUACAUGAAACAGGAAGCAGAUAGGAGAAUGGCCAGAAGCUCAAGGUCAGCUAAUUUGGCUUAGGCAUUAGCAAAGAAACACUGUUAAACAAGGUAGGAAGGUUGUCCUUUGGGUUAUCUGCCCUCUAAGGUGCAUCAUGGCAGGUGUCCACCUAUACUCAGACACAUACACAAAAGAAAAACCAAAAAGGCAGCUAUCUAUAUAAUAAGAGUAUUACCUUAACCAUUUUCUCCAAGAUGAUGCAACUCAACUCAAGAACACACCUUAAAUGCUCUAAGUGUUAACUCUCAUCCUAAAAACUUUUAUAAUUUUUUUUCCAAGACAGGGUUUCUCUAUGUAGCCCUAGCUGUCUUGGAACGCACUCUUUAGACCAGGCUGGCCUCGAACUCACAGAUCCACCAGCCUCUGUCUCCCAAGUGCUAGAAUUAAAAGUGUGUGCCACUACAGCCCAGAUUCAUCCUAAAACUUGUAGGCCUUCCAUGGGUUUCCUUAAUGGAGGACUUAGACUAUAGCUUUAAAAAAACAGCCUGGAAAGAUAACUCAGCCAUUAAGAUUACUUGCUGCCUCUGCAAAGAACCAAGGUUCAGUUCCCAGAGCCACAGGGUAGCUUACAACUGCAUGUUAACUCCAGCUUUGAGCUAUCUGGUGCCCUCUUUUGGCCUCCAUGAUCCAUGGGUACCUAAAUGCAUGUACAUAUGUACAAACACACAUAAAAUAAAAGUAAUCUUUAAAGCUUAAAUGAAUCUCAUAUAUUAACUUUUUGUCACUGUUACUCGUUUCUCUGGGUGCUUAUAAUGAAACUAUAAAUUGCAAUAAAUACAUUAAUCCUUCAUAAAGAUUUAAAUUCUUUUUUUUCAAAAGCUAGAAAAAUUUUCUUAUUAAAUUCAGUUGAGUUUUCCUAAGAGAAACAAUCAACUUAUUCCCAUCCUAAUAUUUCAAUUUGGGUCUGAAACAUUUAACACAUAAUAGAUUCCUUCCUUACAUAAUAAAAUCACAGACUGUCAGCUAGAAAUUACCCUGGAGAAUAGCUUAUUCAUAGCACCACCGCCCUCACUUUAUCAUUGAGGUAGAUCCUUUACUGGGACACAGUUUGAAGCUGGAAAACCCUUUACCACACCAGCUGCCUGUCCUGAGAAGUGUCCGAUAUUUAGUUUUUAGCAAUUCCUUCCAUGAUACUCUUAAUUUUCACUGCACAGUAAAUGGUGCUUUAUAAUUGUUACAGUAGGAUAAUCCCUAAUACUUUAAAAUUAAGUAAUAAGCCAUUAAUGCUUGUGUGGUAGAGUUCUCAUUUGGAGGCUCAAGUUCAUAGUUGUUUGACAUUUACUAUGUGCUUCUGUAUCAUUAAUGUAACAUUUAAGAUUACUGUGUAAGUUUAUUUUAUCACUCUGUAAAUACUUAACAGCAAGCUUGCAUUUUAAAUUUGAUGUUAAUAAUGGCUUUAAUGUAGUUUCUGGUUUUGCAUGUUUUGUUAUACUUCACCUGACAGAAUGACCAAUUCUUAUGUCAUUGUGUUAGUUUUGUGAAUAAUUAUGGUCAGCAUUUUGAGACAGAAUACUAUGUUUGUGAAUAUAAUCUUAUGGCUUUUUUUUUCAUUUAGUGGAUACCUUUCAGUAUGGAAAUUUAUGAAAACUGCUUUCUGCUCUAUAAUCUGUCCUUUGUUAUAGAUUAAAGCUUAUUUUUCUGUGAAUAAGACUUAUCAAUAAAGCACUAUUCUUUAAAAUGA